UCGUUCGGAUUGUGGCCGGAGGUUAGUACUAGAGGGGGUAUUUCAGAAGCACGUGUUAAAAUGUUCAGGGCGCUGUAAUUUGUUGAACAAUAGAUAUUUGCUAUUUUUCCUUAAUUUAAUUGUUCGUUUUCCGCGAGUGCUUUCCGAUUAAUUGGGCAAAAGUGUUUAUUUAACCACGAAAAGCAAGAUGGCUCUUGGUGCGGCAGUGAACGAAACGGAAAGUGAUGGAAAUACGAAAAAUAUGAGCGAAAAUAGUGAGAUAUUAAACAGAACCUCCAACGGGGACAUUCAAGGGACAGAUAAUGAGAAAGAUAAUGAAGUAAAGCAAAUGCAAAAUGGGCAUGCUGAAGGGGAUAAGCUCUCAAAAGAUGCAGAGGAGAAAGAAAAGGACGAAAGUGAAGACAAGAAUAAAGAUGAAGUUGUUUUUAUCCAGGAUAUUGGAUUUUCUGUAAAAAUUAUCAGCCCUGGGGCAGAAGCUUUUGACAUUCAAGUUUCCUCCAUGGAACUGGUCCAAGAAAUCCACCAGCUGCUGAUGGACAGAGAGGACACCUGCCACCGGACCUGCUUCUCUCUUCAGCUCGACGGCAACACGUUGGACAACUUCGCCGAGCUGAAGAACAUCGAGGGCCUGAAGGAGGGCUCGGUGAUCAAAGUGGUCGAGGAGCCGUACACGAUGCGCGAGGCGCGCAUCCACGUACGACACGUGCGCGACCUGCUCAAGUCGCUGGACCCGGCCGACGCCUACAACGGCACCGAGUGCAACUCCUUGAGCUUCCUCAACACCGUCACGCAGGGCGACAUCCUCGAGAAGAAGAAGACGCGGCCGGAGAGCGUCGACUGCACGCCGCCCGACUACGUCAUGCCCGACGGCAAGGAGCGCCCUCUGACGGCGCUGCAGCCGCAGCUCAGGGACCAGAAGGUGCCGCAGUGCGCCAAGGUGCUGACGACGUCGCCGUGGAACCCGCCGCCCGGCCACAGGAAGAUACACGGCGACCUGAUGUACCUCUACGUGGUCACGUUGGAGGACAAGCACUACCACAUAUCCGCCUGCUCCAGGGGGUUCUACAUCAACCAAUCUUCCGCAGAGGACUUCAACCCCAAACCCUCGUCUCCUAGUCAUUUGUGCCAUUCGUUGAUCGAGCUGCUCAACCAAAUAUCGCCGCAGUUCAAGAGGAACUUCAGCAUCUUGCAGAAAAAACGCAACCAACGGCACCCGUUCGAGCGGGUCGCCACCCCCUACCAGCUGUACGCGUGGACCGCACCCACGAUGGAGCACACCGUGGACGCCAUCCGCGCCGAAGACACGUUCUCGUCGAAGCUGGGCUACGAGGAGCACAUCCCGGGGCAGACGCGCGACUGGAACGAGGAGCUGCAGACGACGCGCGAGCUGCCGCGCAAGACUCUGCCGGAGAGGCUGCUGCGCGAGCGCGCCAUCUUCAAGGUGCACAGCGACUUCGUGGCGGCCGCCACCAGAGGCGCCAUGGCCGUCAUCGACGGGAACGUCAUGGCCAUCAACCCCGGCGAGGAGGCAAAGAUGCAGAUGUUCAUCUGGAACAACAUCUUCUUCUCGCUCGGGUUCGACGUCAGGGAUCAUUACAAGGAGCUGGGAGGCGACGCUGCCGCUUUCGUGGCGCCGCGAAAUGACUUGCAAGGCGUCCGCGUCUACAGCGCGGUAGACUUGCCAGGUCUCUACACCUUGGGCACUGUCGUCAUCGACUACAGAGGUUACCGAGUGACCGCCCAGUCGAUCAUCCCCGGCAUUUUGGAGCGCGAACAGGAACAAUCGGUCGUCUACGGUUCCAUAGACUUCGGAAAGACCGUCUUGUCGCACCCCAAAUACCUCGACCUGCUGAACAAGGCGGGCCAGCAGUUGAAAAUCUUGCCGCACCACGUUCUAAACGAGAAAGAGGAAUCCAUAGAGUUGUGUUCCAGUGUGGAGUGCAAGGGUAUCAUCGGUAACGACGGUCGCCAUUACAUUUUGGACUUGUUGCGCACCUUUCCGCCGGACGUCAACUUCCUCAAACUUGAGGAUGACGACCUGAGCAAGGAAGUUAAGCUCCUGGGCUUCCCCAUCGAGCACAAGCACAAGCUUUGCUGCUUGCGGCAAGAGCUGAUCGACAGUUUCGUCGACGCCCGCUACAUGAUGUUCAUCAAGUACGCGGCGUAUCGCUUGCAGAUGCUCAACAUGAUCAAAAACGACGACAAGGAGAAGAACAAGGACGCAACAACCAAGGCCAUAGAGGAAAAGAAGGAAGAUGCCAAAGAUAAGGACGACAACAAGGAGAAGGAGGACGAAGAGAAGAAGAAGAGUCAAAUCGAGGAAGACGAGGCGAAGAAAAUCGUCGAGAGCAUCACCGAUGGAAGCAAAAUGGAGUUAGAAGAAAGCACCAAGAACAUUGUCAAAACAGCUAGUGCGGCUGUUGGUUCUCUAAAAGAAACCGAGUUCGAUAUCAGGUUUAAUCCGGAUGUGUACUCUCCCGGAAUCAGACAUUGCGAAACUCUGGAUCCACCGAUUGCCAAGCAAAAACAACUCGUCAAAGACGCUGCGGAGUUCCUUUUGACGGUGCAAAUCCCCACUUUUAUCAGGGACUGCUUGGACCACUCGUCGGCCCCCAUGGACGGCGUGACGUUGUCGGAGGCGAUGCACAACAGGGGCAUCAACAUCAGGUACCUCGGCAAGGUCACCAAUCUGCUGGGAAAGGUGAAGCAACUCGAAUAUCUGCACAGCAUCGCCGUCGCCGAGCUCAUCCUGCGUUCCGCCAAGCACAUCUUCACCAUUUACCUGCAAGGCUGCGAAAUGAUGAACCUCUCGGUCGCCAUUUCUCACUUCUUGAACUGCCUGCUCUUUUCCGGCGCCGUUGUGAAUCCCCUGCAAGGCGUCGACGAGUUUCAGAGCAAAAACAACAAGAAACGCAACAAGAGGAGGCGCGCGAACCCGCUCUCGUGCAACGACAACAACGAAUGGGCGGCUUUGACCACGAAAUCGUUGUGGAAUCAGUUGAAAGCGGAGCUCAAGGCUUACUUCGACUACGAUUUGCAGUCGAACGACGUCGAUUCCACCAUCGAAACGUACAAUUUGCAGAAAGUUUCCCUGUUGAGGUCGUUCUGCAUCAAAACUGGCAUACAGAUUUUGCUGAGGGAUUACAAUUUCGACUCGAAAAACAAGUUGAUUUUCUACGAGGAGGAUGUUUUGAAUAUCUUCCCAGUUGUUAAACAUAUCAACCCCAGGGCAACGGACGCAUACAACUUCUACACGACCGGCCAAAGCAAAAUCCAGCAGGGCUUCCUGAAAGACGGCUACGAGCUGAUCAGCGAGGCCUUGAACCUGCUCAACAACGUGUACGGCGCCAUGCACCCCGAGAUCGCUCAGUGUCUGCGCAUGAUCGCGCGCCUCAACUACAUCAUGGGCGAGCACGCCGAGGCCAUGGCCUACCAGCAGAAGGCCGUGCUGAUGUCGGAGCGCGUCAACGGCAUCGACCAUCCCUACACGAUCACGGAAUACGGACACCUCGCCUUGUACUGCUUCGCCAACAGCCAGGUCAGCACUGCCUUGAAAUUGCUCUACCGGGCCAGGUAUUUGGCCGUCAUAGUGUGCGGCGAAAGCCAUCCAGAGGUCGCUCUAUUAGACAGUAACAUUAGCUUAAUUCUUCACGCGGUCGGCGAGUACGAGCUGUCGCUCAAGUUCCUGGAGAAGGCGCUGGCGCUGAACAUCAAGUACUACGGAGCUAAAUCGCUCAAGGUCGCCGUCAGCUACCACCUGGUGGCGCGAACGCAGAGCUGCAUGGGCAACUUCCGCUCGGCGCUGAACAACGAGAAGGAGGCGUACGCCAUCUACAAGCAGCAGCUGGGCGACAACCACGAGAAGACGAGGGAGUCGUCGGAGUGCCUGAAGCACCUCACGCAGCAGGCGGUCGUGCUGCAGAAGAAGAUGAACGAGAUCUACACGGGCAAGAACGGCGCCUCGCUGCCGCCGAUACAGAUACAGCCGCCUUCGAUGGGUUCCGUCUUGGACAUGCUCAACGUCAUCAACGGCAUCCUGUUCGUUCAAAUUAGUCAAGAGGAUAUAGAAAAUUUUAAGGCUGAAAUCGAAAAGAGACAACUGAUCGAUGACGCGGAAGUGCAAGAACAGAAAUCGGCCGAGACGACCCCGGAAGCGAUCGAGGCCCAUUAGCGAGGAUCGGUUUUUUGAUUUUUACCUUAAUCAUAAACAAUUAGCUCAUUAGAAUAUAUUGUAGUAAAUGAAACCUUUUGUUAUUUCUUUUACCAAACUGGCAGCGUGCGUCUCGAUGAAGUGCUAGUCAAUAUUAAAAUAAAAUAAAGCAUAAUCUCCAUUAAUUUGUUUUGUACAUACAAAGUUUAUUGAAAGAGUCGAAUGGGACUUUUUUGGACUGACUGAUUUUUAUUCAAACUACACUUUUACUUUACUAAUUUUUAAUAUCAGGCGUGUUUAAUUCUAUUGACAGCUAGGUAGUCUUUCUUUUUUUCUGUUAUUGUUAUUAUUUUUGCAGGGUACCUACGUACUAAUAUUAUGUAGACAAUAAGACUUUGUUGCAAUAUAGAUUUUGGCGCGCGUUGCCGGAUAUGAUUACGUUUCUUUUAUAUGUUGUUGCACUUUUUUAGCAAAGUGCGGUUUUCUAUAACACUAGUUAAAAAUUUUGUAAUCAAAACUUUGUUAUUAAUAAAUAAUGUUGAUUACAUACUCAUUUGUUUCAAUUUGUACCCCAAGAAUUUAUUGA
This is a messenger RNA of Brassicogethes aeneus, 4736 nucleotides long. The record is from the annotation of a GenBank genome assembly. Lineage: Eukaryota; Metazoa; Arthropoda; Insecta; Coleoptera; Nitidulidae.